AAAGUCCAAUGUUUGUGUUUGGUUUGAACAGAGCUAAACCCAACAUGGAGCUACUGGCUAGCUAUAUUCAGACAAUAACAAAGGUGAAGCUUGAAUGCAGAGCAGAAACGAGCCCUUGUAGAGCCUGAGAGGUGUCUGAUAAGGCUGACUCAGGGGGAUUAGGAGGAGAGAAAAAGGAGCCAGUUGACAUGGAGGGUGAGAAGGAAGGCGACGACUCUGAAACCAGAUGGAGUGAAGAACUCAGGCUGGUCCUCAUCGGAAAGACCGGAUCUGGCAAGAGUGCGUCUGGAAACACCAUCCUGGGCCGAAAGCAGUUCCUGUCACAGAUCAGCGCCAGCUCUGUCACCCAGAUUUGCCAGCUUGGGAGCACCGAGCUCACAGAGGAAGAGGAUGCUGAGGAGGAUGGCCAGACUGUCACACAGAGGAAGAGGAGGAUGAGGAGAGUCACGGUGGUUGACAUGCCAGGGUUUGGGGACACUCACCUGAGUGUGGAGCAGAUCCAUGCAGAGGUGGCCAAAUGUGUGUCUCUGUCUGCCCCCGGGCCGCAUGCUUUCCUCCUGGUGGUGCCAAUAGGACGAUAUACAGACAGUGAGAACCAGGCUGCCUGCGAGUUGAACAAGAUAUUUGGGGAGGAUGCCGUUCGUCACCACACAGUGGUUCUUUUUACCAGGCUUGAUGACCUGGAGGGCGUAGGGAUUGAGGAUUACCUGAGGGAGACUGCACCUGCUGGGCUCAAGGCUCUGAUUGACAGGUGUGGGGGCAGGUACCAUGCACUCAACAACAGAGACCCCAGCAACACGGUGCAGGUUAAAGAGCUCUUAAUGAAGGUGGAGACGAUGGUGAAGCAGGCUAAAGAAGGGUUUUAUACCAAUGCCAUGUUUUUAGAAGCAGAGGCUGCCAUCAGGGAGGAGCAGAAAAGGAUGCUGAGGGAGCGUGGGCAACCAGAGGGCGAAGAACAAUGGGGAAACGAUGGCAUCGUGGAAGAACAGGCUAAACUUGCAAAACGAAGGAAGUGUGACUUGGAGUUUAACCGAGCAGAGAGCACAGAUAGAGGAUCACAAGGGGUCAGGAGGAGGGAGUUGGAAGGAGGACGUGAAGAGGAUUUUAGGGUGGAGAGGUGGACAGAGGAGAGCAAAGGCAACGCCUUCAGCUUCCUGAGAGACAGCGCUGAACGAUGUAGGGACCAGUUCAGAGGCAGGCGCAGGGCUAUGAGCGGGCGACAGCCUCUCCGUUCAUCCUUGAGGAAGGAGGCUGCGCUCUCUGCUGAGGUGCUGAGGAGAGUUAAGAUCCUGGUGGCUGCCGGAGCCACAGGCAUGGCCGUCGGGGCAGUGUUUGGGGCGGCUGCCCCUUUAGCAGCUGCGGCCGGGGCGUCUUUGGCGGGGAACUCGGUUGGUUUUGCUGCAAGUCAGUUAGCCGGGAUGUCUGUAGCGGGAGGCACCAGUGUUGGGAAAGCUGUGGGCGCAAUAGUGGCAGCAGCCUCUGGGAAAACUGCAUUGGCUCUGGGGGCGGCAACUGGUGGAGUUUUGGGCGGUUCUGUUGGAGCCAUCGCUGGUGCUGAAGCUGCCAGUCCUGGAGAGGGCGCUCUGGAUGCCCUGGGGCAGGUUAGUGUCAUAGGGGCAUCUGCUGUGGGGUUGGCAGCAGGUGUGGGAGGCACCAUGGGAGCUGGGGCUGCUUUAGGCGCAGCUCUGGAGGGAGCGGCUUUCAGCACGGCGGCCCUCUGUGGACCUGAAACUGCAUCAGUAGGGGCAGCAGGUGUAGUCAAUGCUUCUGUAGCCUCAGCAGCAGGGCAGCAUGCAGUGGCCAGUGUAGGAAGCGUAGCUGCAGGUAUUGGGGCUCCUGCAGCUGGAGCAGCCUUAGCUCAGGAGGUGGCUGUGAUUGUCCCAGUGGCUGCUGGGUCUCCUGGUGCUUUAUGUGGGUUAGCAGGGCCCAGUGUGGCAUCAGUGGCCAGCAGGGUUGUGUCAGACCCGUUUGGCACCGCGGCAGUAUCGACGCGCAUCCUGACUGCUGUGGCUGAGAUAGGCAGGGCUGCAGCGGGCAUUGCCCUGGCUGGUGGUCUGGUAGUGAAGGUGGUGAAGGAAAAAAUCAGAUGUGGUACAGAAACAACAGAAGCCAGUUACACGGAGAAGAAGUCGUAUGAGGUCUACUGGAACAAAUAAAUAGACUGAAGUCAUAACCCAGUGAAUGAGAUCAUAUUCAAAUGUAUUUCCUCGCCUCCUGAUUAAGCGCUAGACUCCACAGUAGCUUCCCUCAGUGAGAGUUAUUGCUCUGCCGCAGAAAUGCAAAGCACCUCAAAGAUUCAAUCACAAAUUAUAGUAGAUAAAAGAGAGCAGACAUUAUAAUUGCAAAUAUUGGUUGGAGCUGUUUGAGGCUGUUGAAUGAGUUCAGUGACAUUUGCAAUGCUGUGUGGGAUGACUAAUAAAGACAAACACAUUUUAAUCUAAAUCAAUUUGUAUAAGGUUGCGAUUCAUCUCACAGCUGCAUGGUUUGAACCAGACCUAAUGUCUUCAUACACAUAAAGAGAAAAUAACUACUUACUUCUGGAAACUGGGCUGCUGAAAAUGUCGGUCACAGUUCAGCUGUGUGAGUUCAGUAACCAAAAAUAAGACAUUUACCUAAGCAUCACAUUUCAGUGUUUGCUGGAUGAGAUUAAUGUGUAAAUAUAAUUAAUCAUUUCAGUACUGGGUGUUGAAAUUAAAUAAAAGGACUGAAGUAUUAUAAUUAAAUCCUAAAGUGUUUGUACUGACAGAUGUCACUGAGUGGUUGUAAUGCAGUGUUUCACAUCCUGUAAUAUGUAAACCAGACAAGAGUUUUGUAGUUAUGUGUUAACACACUGGUUUUCAACUUCUCUAAAUGUAUCCACAGUUUAGUGUGUUAACUUUGUUGCGGUGAAAUAAACAAUAAAGACAUGACUGAAUAUUUUA
Molecule: messenger RNA, 2921 nt
Organism: Sebastes umbrosus (honeycomb rockfish)
Lineage: Eukaryota; Metazoa; Chordata; Actinopteri; Perciformes; Sebastidae
Exons: 2
Coding region: 189-2156 (655 amino acids)
Molecular function (GO): GTP binding
Source: RefSeq, a predicted model, not a curated record